Messenger RNA from Nicotiana tabacum (common tobacco), 1305 nucleotides. NCBI's taxonomy places the organism in Eukaryota, Viridiplantae, Streptophyta, Magnoliopsida, Solanales, Solanaceae. The record is from RefSeq and is a predicted model, not a curated record.
AUGGACAAACUUCAGUCAUGGAAAGGCAAACUCCUGUUUGUAAGAGGCAAAGUUGUUCUAAUCACAAAUGUCCUGCAGAGUAUCCCAAUUCAUAUGUUGUCAGUAGUUAAUCCUCCAAAUUAUGUGAUCAACAAAUUACAUAGCAUUUUUGCCAAGUUUUUCUGGAGUAGCAAUGUCGGAGGCAGCACUAGACAUUGGGCGUCUUGGACUAACCUGUGUAUGCCUUUUGACGAGGGAGGCAUAGGCUUCAGGUCCCUGCAUGACGUAUCGAAGGCACUUUUCUGCAAAUUGUGGUGGAAUUUCAGGACUAAGCCCACUUUGUGGAAUUCAUUUAUUUGUCAAAAGUACUGCAAGAAACUAAAUGCAGUGAUUGUACCUUGGAAACGUGGAUCCCGUGUGUGGAGAAAAAUGCUAGAAUGUAGGGAUUUGAUUGAGCAUCAAAUCUACUGGAAACUGAGAAUGGGAUCAGCUCAAUUUUGGUUCGAUAAUUGGACUGAGAUGGGGCCUUAUAUUUUCAAGUGCCUGCAGAAUAUUAGACCACCAUUUGAAAGUUCACAGUUAGAUACUCCUUUCUGGAUGCUUGAAAAAAGGGGACAUUUUACAGUGUGGAAAGCAAAACUGUCACUUGAUGAUUUUUUGCGUAAAAUAGGAUACUCCAUUCCAUCUAAAUGUUGGUGUUGUGCUGAUCCUAAGGAGGAGUCUUUAGUUCAUUUGUUCUUCACAUCAAAUGCAGCUAGAAGUGUUUGGAGAUACUUCCUGAGGAGAGCAGGAAUUGCAUUAGAUGGGUUGUCUUUACAUCAAGCAAUUACAAAGUGUUGGACAGCACCGGUAGUACCUAGAUUGAAGCCAGUGUUACAAGCUUUACUUGCAUGCAUUGUAUGGGAACUUUGGAAGAGAAGAAACAGUUUGAAAUAUGGAGAAGCAGUGUCAGUGAGCAGAGUUAUCUACCAGGUGUCAUCUACGUUGCAAUCGCUGGUCCAACUGAAAAAGCCAGGACUACAUGUGCCUCACAAGUGGCUGGACUUACUGACAAUGAUGGAGCAAUACACACCUCGACUGAAAUAUGAUAAAGUGUUAUGGGAAUUUCCUUCAAGAGGAUGGAUUAAAGUGAAUAUGGAUGGAGCAUGUAGAGGAAACCCAGGGAGGAGUUCAAUUAGUUUUUGCAUAAGGGAUGAGGCAGGUGAUUUGAUAUAUGCAGAAGGAAGGGAGAUCUCUGAAGGAACCAACAAUGAAUCAGAAGCGGUAGCUAUUAUGGAGGCAUUGAAAAUGUGCAAAAAUCUUAAUUAUUGCCGAAUAUGGCUGUAG